GUUUACGUUUCGUCUUCAUUUCCGCAGCUCGAUUCGGGAUAACGCGUCCAGUCAAAUCCCAAAUUAUACUAUAUUUACUCAGAUAAAUACAUGAUCUGUUUAUUUUUAUGAGUGCCAUGUCCAUAUAUUUGACAGAUGAACAGGAUCAAAUCGUGUGAGGUUUAUUCUAGGCGUGUUGGGGCUUUUUUCAUCUUAAUUAGUUGCCGUCAGAGCUAACUAAACCUUAGCCUAGCGGUGUGAGAGGUUAGCAGUUGCCUUGGACAUACUUUGCUCAUCAUCGCCUUGUUUGGCAGUAAAUUAAAUACAAAAUCUUAGGCAAUCAUGGCUACGAGGCGUCUGACCGAUGCCUUCUUGUUAAUGCGGAACAAUGCUAUCCAAAACCGGCAGAUUUUGGCAGAGCAAGUGAGUACAUACGACCCUCGUCUGAGUACACGUAGCAAUGCUGCGAUGGCAGACGACAGAAUGGCUCUGGUGUCUGGGAUCAGUCUGGACCCUGAGGCAGCGAUCGGAGUCACAAAAAAACUCCCGCCCAAAUGGAUAGACGGGGUCGAUGAGAUCCAGUAUGAGAUCUCACGUGUGCGUCAGAAGAUGAAGGAGCUGGCGGUGCUUCACGACAAACACAUGAACCGACCGACUCUGGACGACAGCAGCGAAGAGGAGCACGCCAUCGAGAUCACUACACAAGAAAUCACACAGAUGUUCCACCGAUGCCAGCGUGCUGUCACAGGUCUGCAGACGCGCUGUGGUCACUGUACGGAGCAGGAGGAGAGGCUGCUCCGAAACGUAGUGUCUUCACUGGCCCAGAGUCUACAGGACCUGUCCACCAACUUCAGGCACACGCAGUCUGGAUACCUCAAAAGAAUGAAGAACCGAGAGGAGAGAUCAAAGCACUUUUUUGACUCGGGGCCUUUAAUGGAGGAAGACGAGGAUUUAGCCAUUUACGACAGAGGCUUCACAGAGGACCAGCUGAUGUUGGUGGAGCAAAACUCAGUGAUGGUGCAGGAGAGAGAGAGGGAGAUCAGGAACAUCGUGCAGUCCAUUUCAGAUCUGAACGAGAUCUUCAGGGAUCUGGCAACAAUGGUGGUGGAGCAGGGAACAGUUCUCGACAGAAUCGACUUUAACGUGGAACAAGCUUGUGUUAAAACAGAAGAUGGUUUAAAACAGUUACAAAAGGCCGAGCAGUAUCAGAAAAAGAACAGGAAGAUGUUGGUUAUUUUGAUCCUGUUUGUCAUCGUGGUCGUAUUAAUACUCAUUCUUUUUGGGACUAAAUUUUAAUCAUUCCGCCGCCUUUGUUUUUGUGUUGACUUGUCGUGCAUCUGUGUGGUUCUACUAAAGGAAAACAGCCUUUUAUCGACAAAAACAACUUCACGAGCACUCCCAGUACGCAAGAAGCAAGAUAUCUGUCUUAAGGACAGAAAAAAACUUGCGGGGGAUUUGAAAGAGACUUCUGCAGUGUUGACAUCUGUCUUAAAAUAUUAUGAGUGAAUGGGAAAGUGUUAAAAUGACCCAGGACUAAAUAAGACUAAAUAAUACUAAAUAAUACUAAAUAAUGCAUUUAUGUGCUAAAUGCAAAAUGUAUUUCAAUUCACUUAAAGGAGCUGUACUUGAUUUUUUUUUUUCUUGUCGUACUGGAAAAUCAGUUUCACCUCCAUAGUAUAUUGUAAAAGCAGCUCUUGGUUACACAGCUCUGUCUGCAUUUAAAUGGGCGGUACCUGAUUUUUUUUUUUUCCCCCCAUGUAUUUGAACUAAAUUUGUUUCCCCAGUACAGAUAUAUUGAUCUCUAGAGCUGCUAAUAAAAUAUAAGUCUGCUAUGUACUGUCUGCAUGUAAUUAUAAAGCGUUUUAUAAUCUAAGAAUCAGGACGUGCGCAGUUAGCAUGCUAAUUGUUGUUAGCAUUGUCAUGACAGCAAAACUCUGCACUGAAAGUUGUGGAAAACGCUAAUAAACUCAUUGUGGUGAAUAAUUAUGAUGUUCUGAAUGCAUAAGGGAAGCGAGGAAUAACUUUGGACCACUGCAAACUGUUUAAAAUGAACCAGUUUUUCACUUUUUUUUUUAAGAUGGUAAAAAUCAGGUACAGAACCUUUUAAUUACAAAGCAGUUUAUCAAUCAGAAUACCAGGAGUAGCAGGCUUAUUCUUAGCAUUGCCGCGACUACACUUAGACUAUGCUUUAGCCCCUGAAAGUUGUAAAAAAAAAAAAAAAAAAACUCAUUGCAGUGAAGAAUGUAAGGAAUGCAUUAGGAAAAAUCUGGACCAUUUAAUGUUUUAAA
Molecule: messenger RNA, 2267 nt
Organism: Periophthalmus magnuspinnatus
Lineage: Eukaryota; Metazoa; Chordata; Actinopteri; Gobiiformes; Gobiidae
Gene: stx16
Product: syntaxin 16
Exons: 8
Coding region: 322-1275 (317 amino acids)
Biological process (GO): vesicle-mediated transport; intracellular protein transport; vesicle fusion
Cellular component (GO): endomembrane system; SNARE complex; membrane
Molecular function (GO): SNAP receptor activity; SNARE binding
Source: RefSeq, a predicted model, not a curated record